Molecule: messenger RNA, 4309 nt
Organism: Neoarius graeffei (lesser salmon catfish)
Lineage: Eukaryota; Metazoa; Chordata; Actinopteri; Siluriformes; Ariidae
Product: alpha-2-macroglobulin-like
Exons: 34
Coding region: 59-4309 (1416 amino acids)
Cellular component (GO): extracellular region
Molecular function (GO): endopeptidase inhibitor activity
Source: RefSeq, a predicted model, not a curated record
UUUUAUUGAUCUGCUACCGAAGUCAAGAGGCAGCAGGCUCCACCCAUCAAGAUAUUUCAUGGUGACAUUUCCUGCAGUAAUCGAGUCUGGCUCUGAUGCUAAGUUCUGUGUGAGUCUUUUGAAGCCAAAUGAAACUCUGCAACUGAACAUUGAUCUGGUUCACAACAACCAGAACAGAACUCUUUUGCAAGAGACAGUGGAAAAGGAGAUUCACCACUGCUCUCAUUUUGAGGCUCCACAGGUUGAAGGUGAAUCAGUGCAGGAGAUCAAAGUAGAAGUCAAAGGUGAAAGCUUUAAGAUUACAGAGAAAAGGAAAGUGAUGUUUAAAUCCUACAACACAUUGGUAUUUAUUCAGACUGAUAAACCAAUCUACAAUCCAGGUCAAACAGUGAAUUUCAGAAUUGUCUCUAUGGAUUCUACUUUUAUUCCAAUUAAACAAAAGUACAGCUCAGUAAUUCUUGAGGAUAAUCAUGGUAACAGGAUUGGUCAGUGGACGAACGUGUCCUCAACAGGCCUGAUACUGCAGCUUUCUCAUGAGCUAAAUGCUGAAGCUCCACAAGGCUAUUAUUCAUUGACUGCUAAAAUUGAAAACAGGUUGAUCACACACCAACUUAAGGUGGAAAAGUAUGUUUUACCCAAGUUUGAGAUUACAAUAAAAGCACAAGAAAAACACAGCAUUGGUGAGGAGGAACUGAAUCUGGAGGUUUGCGGAAAAUACACUUAUGGACAACCAGUACCUGGUGCAGCACUGGUGCAAGUGUGUCGUAAAUUUAUACUGGUACAACCUUAUGGUCAUAAUGUUGGUGCCCCUUUGAUUUCACCAUGCCUGGCUGAAACAGUGAAGAUGAAUCAGACUGGUUGUGCCCUCCUUAAACUGAAUGUAUCAGCUUUCAUCAAUUCUGAAUUUGAAGGUAAUUUUGAGGACAAGCUUAAUGCUACUGUUACACUAACAGAGGAAGGAACAGAAUUGUCCAUUGUAAAAUCUGUAAUCAUAGAGCUCACUUACCAAAUUGGUCAAGUGGAACUUUUGGAUUUACCAAAACAUUUUGAACCGGAAAGAGUUAUAGAAGGAAAAAUUAAAGUUACAACCUUCAGUGGAACACCAGUUCCAAACAAGAAGGUUUAUCUUUUGGAAGGUUACUGGUCUAAGAAGAUACUACUCAAUCUCACUACAGGUAGUAAUGGAUUGGCAAACUUCUCAGUUGCUUCACCUGAACCUCCUACUCCAGAGAUAACAUUGACGGCAAGUGUCUAUCCAGACGGAAAUGACCAAAGAUACAAAACACCAUUCUUUGCAAAUGUUGAUGCACGUAUACAGCUGCUCCAACCUGCCACACCUUACAAUCCAGUAUUCAGUGAACUGUCAAUUGAGAGCUCAGAGGAACUGUUUAAGUGUGGUACUGAAAUUCCCAUAACUGUUAAUUAUUAUAUUGUCGGGGAAACUACUGAAAAAUACAGCAUUGACAUUAUAUACACGGUCUUAUCUAAAGGAGCCAUAGUCCAUCAUGGGCAUAAAAAAGUUGAAGUGGAAGACUCUACAGAUGUCAGAAAAGGCAAAAUCUCAUUCAAACUGUCUGUUUUUGCUGAGCUGGCUCCUGUACUGCAGGUUCUGGCAUACUCUGUCCUGCCCAGUGAGAACGUCAUUGCUGCUAGCAAGAAUUUUGAUGUGGAAAAAUGUUUCAGAAAUAAGGUUUUGCUACAGUUCUCUCCCUCUAAAGCAGUUCCUGGUGAGAAGAACACUGUUGAGCUCACGGCUCAUCCUGGUUCACUGUGUGGCCUCAGUAUUGUGGAUCAGAGUGUGUUCAUCUUGGAGUCUGGAGCACGCCUAAACACUGACAAGAUAUUUAAUUUGUUGCCGGUGACAACGGUAUCGGAUUACCCCUAUAGCGUCGAAGAUAAUCUGGAGUGCUUGUAUGUUAGCCCUCGACGGGAUGACCCGAUUGACCAUGCUUAUGAUACAUUAAAGAGAGUGGGGCUCAAGAUGGCAACAAAUCUGGCUGUGAGAGAACCUCGGUGUCUGACAGAUAAAGGCAUGCAAUAUCAUGAAUCAUAUAUCUUUUAUGGUACAUCCAGGCCUUUUUUCAACUCUCUCUAUAUAAAUUAUUGUUCAAUAAAUACCUUUGUUGGAAAUUAUCUAGAUGAUGAACCCAUUGAGACAGUUCGUAAAUUCUUUCCGGAGACUUGGAUAUGGCAACUAUCUGAAGUUGGGAACUCUGGAUCAGCACAUCUUCCUGUCACUGUUCCUGACACCAUCACCACUUGGGAGACAGAGGCUUUCUGUGUUUCCUCUGUGGGUCUGGGACUGGCUCCUCCUGUUCAGCUCACAGUAUUUCAGCCCUUCUUCCUGGAGCUCUCAUUGCCCUACUCCAUUAUUCGGGGAGAGGUUUUUGAGCUGAAGGCCACUGUCUUCAAUUAUCUUUCCAAAUGCAUUAUGGUUAAAGUGACUCCGGCCCCCUCCUCAGACUACACUCUGAAGCCCUCUUCUGAUGGCAAGUAUACAUCCUGCCUGUGUGCAAACGGCAGAAAGACCUUCAAAUGGACUCUGAUUCCCACUGUGCUUGGAGUCUUGAAUGUGACAGUGAGUGCAGAGGCAGAACAAUCCCAGACUGCGUGUGACAAUGAAAUCGUGAGUGUCCCAGAGAGAGGCCGUAUUGAUACAGUUACACGGAGUCUGAUUGUACAGGCUGAAGGAACUGAGAAGACAAAGAGCCAGAGCUGGUUAUUAUGUCCACAGGGCAACAGUGUUUCAGAGGAGCCGGAGCUGAUUCUUCCUGAUGAUGUAAUAGAGGGAUCAGCGCGAGCUUCUGUUUCAGUAAUUGGAGACAUACUUGGGCGUGCAUUAAAAAAUCUGGAUGGGUUGCUUCAGAUGCCAUAUGGCUGUGGAGAACAAAACAUUGCUCUCCUUGCUCCCAAUAUCUACAUUCUUCAGUAUCUAGAGAACACUGAGCAGCUCACCACAGCUAUCCGUGAGAGGGCUACUGGCUUCCUUAAGAGUGGAUACCAGAGGCAACUUAACUAUAAACAUUUGAGUGGUGCAUACAGUACAUUUGGCAGGGGAGAGGGGAACACAUGGUUAACUGCUUUUGUUUUGAGGACAUUUGGCAAAGCACAACGUUACAUCUUUAUUGAUCCAGAAAGCAUUAAUAGUGCAAAGCAAUGGCUUAUAAGUAAGCAGAGACCAGAUGGCUGUUUUAUACGACAAGGGCAUCUCUUCAAUAACAGAAUGAAGGGUGGCGUAAAUGAUGAUGUGACUAUUACUGCCUACAUCAUUGCAUCAUUGCUUGAAUUGGGUACUACUGUCCAGGAUCCUGUUGUAACUAAUGGACUGUUGUGCCUCAAGUCUUCUAUUGGUAACCUGACAAACACCUACACUACUGCACUGUUGGCCUACACUUUCAGUCUGGCUGGAGAGAAUAAAACUCGGGAGCAGCUACUAAAACAGUUGGAUAGUGUUGCCAUUUCAGGAGAUGGUCGUCUUCAUUGGUCUCAGUCAGCAUCAGAUGACUCCGGCGCAUUGUCAGUGGAAAUCAGCUCCUACGUUCUUCUAGCUGUUCUCACUGAAGGUCAGCUCACUGCUGCUGAUUUGGGUUAUGCUAAUAGGAUAAUCAGCUGGCUGGUGAAACAGCAAAAUCCUUAUGGAGGCUUUUCCUCCACCCAGGACACAGUUGUGGCCCUCCAAGCUCUGGCGCUGUACUCCUCUAAAGUGUUCAGCUCAGAUGGCUCUAGUACAGUAACUGUAAAGUCAGCAGAUGGACACAGUUACAACUUUGAUGUGAACCAGAACAACAAGUUACUGUACCAAGAAAGAUCAUUGCAGAAUGUUCCUGGAAAAUACAGCAUUGAUGUGAAGGGCUCAACCUGUGUGUCAGUACAGAUAGCACUUUUCUACAACGUCCCCGUACCUAAGGAAUCCAGUACACUGAGCAUCACAGCGAAGACUGAAGGAAACUGCACAAAAUCAUUUGGACAAACUUUGUCCAUCAAGUUCACUAUUGGAUAUACUGGGUCAUUUAACAGCACUAACAUGAUCAUAGUGGACAUAAAACUCUUAUCAGGGUUCACAGCAGAUCCUGGUGAAGUAAGCAGUAGUAGUCUGAAAAAUACCAUUUUUGUGGAACGGGUUGAUUCUAAAGAUGACCAUAUUAUCACAUACAUUAAUGAGCUCCCAAAGAAUAUUCCUAUCAACUAUGAGCUGCACAUUAAACAGGUGCUUCCUGUCAAGAAUCUCCAGCCAGCGGUGAUCAAAGUUUAUGAUUACUACCAAACAAGUGACUAUUCGGAGGUGGAGUACACCUCCCCGUGUGUGUAG